Messenger RNA from Nomascus leucogenys (northern white-cheeked gibbon), 2493 nucleotides. It is a transcript of the gene HFE, whose product is annotated as homeostatic iron regulator. Gene Ontology annotation, cellular component: external side of plasma membrane. The record is from RefSeq and is a predicted model, not a curated record. Gene Ontology annotation, molecular function: transferrin receptor binding. Gene Ontology annotation, biological process: positive regulation of T cell mediated cytotoxicity; response to iron ion starvation; antigen processing and presentation of endogenous peptide antigen via MHC class Ib. NCBI's taxonomy places the organism in Eukaryota, Metazoa, Chordata, Mammalia, Primates, Hylobatidae.
UAAAGUUCUGAAGACCUAUUGCUUUUCACCAGGAAGUUUUACUGGGCAUCUCCUGAGCCUAGGCAAUAGCUGUAGGGUGACUUCGGGAGCCAUCCCCGUUUCCCCGCCCCACCAAAGAAGCGGAGACUUAACGGGGACGUGCGGUCAGAGCUGGGGAAAUGGGCCCGCGAGCCAGGCCGGCGCUUCUCCUCCUGAUGCUUUUGCAGACCGCGGUCCUGCAGGGGCGCUUGCUGCGUUCACACUCUCUGCACUACCUCUUCAUGGGUGCCUCAGAGCAGGACCUUGGUCUUUCCUUGUUUGAAGCUUUGGGCUACGUGGAUGACCAGCUGUUCGUGUUCUAUGAUCAUGAGAGUCGCCGUGUGGAGCCCCGAACUCCAUGGGUUUCCAGGAGAACUUCAAGCCAAAUGUGGCUGCAGCUGAGUCAGAGUCUGAAAGGGUGGGAUCACAUGUUCACUGUUGACUUCUGGACUAUUAUGGAAAAUCACAACCACAGCAAGGAGUCCCACACCCUGCAGGUCAUCCUGGGCUGUGAAAUGCAAGAGGACAACAGUACCGAUGGCUUCUGGAAGUACGGGUACGAUGGGCAGGACCAUCUUGAAUUCUGCCCUGACACGCUGGAUUGGAGAGCAGCAGAACCCAGGGCCUGGCCCACCAAGCUGGAGUGGGAAAGGCACAAGAUUCGGGCCAGGCAGAACAGGGCCUACCUUGAGAGGGACUGCCCUGCACAGCUGCAGCAGUUGCUGGAGCUGGGGAGAGGUGUUUUGGACCAACAAGUGCCUCCUUUGGUGAAGGUGACACAUCAUGUGACCUCUUCAGUGACCACUCUACGGUGUCGGGCCCUGAACUACUACUCCCAGAACAUCACCAUGAUGUGGCUGAAGGAUAGGCAGCCAAUGGAUGCCAAGGAGUUCGAACCUAAAGACGUAUUGCCCAAUGGGGAUGGGACCUACCAGGGCUGGAUAACCUUGGCUGUACCCCCUGGGGAAGAGCAGAGAUAUACGUGCCAGGUGGAGCACCCAGGCCUGGAUCAGCCCCUCCUUGCGAUCUGGGAGCCCUCACCGUCUGGCACCCUAGUCAUUGGAGUCAUCAGUGGAAUUGCUGUUUUUGUCGUCAUCUUGUUCAUUGGAAUUUUGUUCAUAAUAUUAAGGAAGAGGCAGAGUUCAAGAGGAGCCAUGGGGCACUACGUCUUAGCUGAACGUGAGUGACACACAGCCUGCAGACUCAUUGUGGGAAGGAGACAAAACUAGAGACUCAAAAAGGGAGUGCAUUUAUGAUCUCUUCAUGUUUCAGGACAGAGUUGAACCUAAACAUAGAAAUUGCCUGAAGAACUCCUUGCUUUUAGCCUUCCCUGUUCAUUUCCUCAAAAAGAUUUCCCCAUUUAGGUUUCUGAGUUCCUGCAUGCUGUGACCUCUCCCUAGCUGUGACCUCUCCCCUGGAACUGCCUCUCAUGAACCUCAAGCUGCAUCUAGAGGCUUCCUUCAUUUCCUCCAUCACCUCAGACACAUACACCUAUCUCAUCUCAUUUCCUAUUUUUGGAAGAGGACUCCUUAAAUUUGGGGGACUUACAUGAUCCAUUUUAAAAUCUGAGAUAAGCUUUGAACCCUGGGACAUGGCUAGUCAUAACCUUACCAGAAUUUUACACAUGCAUUUUCUGGACCCGUUCGACUUUUCCUUUGAAUCCUCUCUCUGUGUUACCCAGUAACUCAUCUGUCACCAAGCCAUGGGGAUUCUUCCAUCUGAUUGUGAUGUGAAUUGCACAGCUAUGAAGGCUGUACACUGCACGAAUGGAAGAGGCACCUGUCCCAGAAAAAGCAUCAUGGCUAUCUGUGGGUAGUAUGAUGGGUGUUUUUAGCAGGUAGGAGGCAAAUAUCUUGAAAGGGGUUUUGAAGAGGUGUCUUUUUCUAAUUGGCAUGAAGGUGUCAUACAGAUUUGCAAAGUUUAAUGGUGCCUUCAUUUGGGAUGCUACUCUAGUAUUCCAGACCUGAAGAAUCACAGUAAUUUUCUACCUGGUCUCUCCUUGUUCUGAUAAUGAAAAUUAUGAUAAGGAUGAUGAUAAUGAUGAUAAAAGCACUUACUUUGUGUCCGACUCUUCCGAGCACCUACUUACAUGCAUUACUGCAUGCAAUUCUUACAAUAAUUCUAUGAGAUAGGUACUAUUAUCCCCAUUUCUUUUUUAGAUGAAGAAAGUGAAGUAGGCUGGGCACGGUGGCUCAUGCCUGUAAUCCCAGCACUUUGGGAGGCCAAAGUGGGUGGAUCACAAGGUCAGGAAAUCAAGACCAUCCUGGCUAACAUGGUGAAACCCCGUCUCCAAGAAAAAUACAAAAAAUUAGCUGGGCAUGGUGCAGGCGCCUGUAGUCCCAGCUACUCGGGAGGCUGAGGCAGGGAAUGGCAUGAACUCAGGAAGUGGAGCUUGCAGUGAGCCGAGUUUGCGCCACUGCACUCCAGCCUAGGUGACAGAGUGAGACUCCAUCUCAAAAAAAUAAAAAAUAAAAA